Aedes albopictus (Asian tiger mosquito) is the source of this 1664-nucleotide messenger RNA. RefSeq names its product transcription factor grauzone-like. Gene Ontology annotation, cellular component: chromosome; nucleus. Lineage: Eukaryota; Metazoa; Arthropoda; Insecta; Diptera; Culicidae. Gene Ontology annotation, molecular function: chromatin insulator sequence binding; zinc ion binding. The coding region runs from base 157 to 1599 and encodes 480 amino acids. The record is from RefSeq and is a predicted model, not a curated record. Gene Ontology annotation, biological process: regulation of transcription by RNA polymerase II. The transcript has 2 exons.
UCUUCAUGACAGGGAGCUGCACGUGAUCGAUGCAACAUAACAACUUCUUGACUUGACACACAACAGAACGUCUGAUGGAAAUAACUGUAUCUGAACGUAUCAAUAAAAUAGAUCGGUAGCAGACAUUUUGAUAAAUAGCUGAAAUAGUUAGUGGUCAUGGAUAUUACAACAUGUUUUAUGUGUGGACAAAAAACGGCGAAUUUCCACUUGAUGCUAGACACAAAAAGCAAACCGGAACUCGGCAUCAGCUAUAUUAUCUGCCAACAUUUUUGGUUCGAGGAAGAUGUCCUGCAGGCUGCCACUAUAUGCGAGCCCUGCUGGCAGAAAGUGGACCAAUUCCAUCGGUACUAUCAAGAGGUGAAGCUACACCAUGAGCAAUUCUUACUGGGAUCGAACUCGGUAUUCAUCAAACAGGAGGAAGUCGAAUUUGAGGCGAACGAAGAUUUCCUAGAGAAUUCUACAGAUAUUCAAGAAGGGGAAGAAAACCAGUCGGAUAACGACGAGAGUAAAGGUGAUAAUGAAGAGGAAAGUAACCAGCUGUCGUCGGAAGCCGGUCCAGUUGGCAAGAGUUUAUCCAAAAGGAAGAUCGCUCAACAACGAAGAUUAGCCUUGGCCCUAGAGAGACAAAAGGAAGAUGAGUUCAUCAAGCAGCACAAAUCCUACUACUGUGACGAAUGUCCUGAAAAAUUUGAAACAUUUUCUUCGAUCCGUCGUCAUAUGGUCGUGUCUCAUAAUAAGACAUACAUCAGGUGCUGCAAUGCGCAGUACAGAGCGCGUUCUAGACUGUUCCAACACGUUCAGGCCGUGCUCAAUCCCGAAGCAUUCAAAUGCGAAAUUUGUGAAAAAACGUACACCCUGCACUCAGGAUAUCUCCGUCACAAGAUGGAUGCCCAUCCGGAAAAAGAUCAGCUGGUGUUCAGCUGCGAUCGAUGUCCGAAAACUUACUCCAGAGAAACUCUACUCAAGCGUCACAUAGCUCUGCACGAGACGCUGGAGAACGAAAGGGCGAAAUGCAACGUGUGUGGCAGAUGCUUCCAGACGAAGAAGGCUCUGAAGGACCAUAUAGAUGUAAUUCACGAAAAGACUACCAACUACAUCUGUGAGAUUUGCUCGAAACCAUUUGCCAAUCGACGCCUUUUUCUAGAGCACCGGUUGUGUCACGACGUUACCGAAGACCAGAUGAAAAGGCAGUGCCCCAUUUGCAAGCGGUGGCAGAAGAACCCCAAAAGCUGGAAGAGACAUUUGAGCCGGCACAAAGCGGAAGGAUCGCACAAAUGUAACCAGUGCGAUCACGUUUCGGUCAACUCGUUUGCGCUCAAAGUGCACAUUGAACGGCGCCAUCUGAAGAACCUGAAGUAUGUCUGCGACCAUUGCGGAAAGGAGUAUUCGCGCGCGCUCACCCUGAAGGAGCACAUCGCCAAUGCCCACACGGGACAACCGUUGUAUCAGUGUGAGCACUGCGAUAGGAGCUUCUUCUCCAAUGCUACCAUGUAUACACACAGGAAGAAAACCCAUCCGCAAGAGUAUCAGGAAUACAUCAAGGCCAGGUACGGCAACAAGGAGGCCGAAGAAGGAAUCGAUGAGCAGCAGAUGUCCUAGAAGAGCAAAUUUUCGCAAAAGCUAAAUGUGUAUGUUUUUAAUAAAUAAUUAUUGGAAAUGGGUGA